AUGGUUGGAGUUGUUAGUACUCACUCAUUCUCGAAUCAGGGUUAUGAAUUUAAGUGUUUGUACGACGGCUCAAAGAAUGACAUGCACAUGGAUUAUGUAUUUUAUUCGUAUAAUAGACAGUCACGCAUUCUCAUGGCAAUGGGUUUAGGAAAGGCAAUGAUCUAUGUGAAAUUUGAAAAAGGAUAUUUUGAUACAACAGAUGACAUCUCUAAUUUGAAAACCAAUGCUUGUACGAACGGAUUUUCUUUUAAUGACGUUCAUUAUACAUUUUUCAACACGAGUAACUCGUCUCUCAAUUCACAUGAUGGAGGAUGUGUCUUCUUAACUUUAACCAUUGAUCGACCUUAUUUAAUUUCCUUAUUAGGAAACUUUGAGGAGUGUAAAAAACAAGGACUCGGUAAACUAAUCGCUCGUAUUGCCCUCAGUAACGGGAAAAGCUUGAUGAGCAAUGAAAUGUUAGAAAUUUUCAUGUUGAACGAUGAAGAAGAAUAUCCUUGCACCGAUGGAUGUGGAAUGAUGCGACAAGAUAAAUUUGAACAAACUUUACAACACACAAACGCACAACCCUUUCAUUCAGACAUGUUCAUUCCUUACUUUUCAGAGGAUGAGGUCAAACGAAUUUCUGCCAUCCAAAUACGUGUGCAUGGAUUUAAAGGAGUCCUUUCCAAAGUCCCAUUUUCUCAUUGGAAGGCCUUACAGAAGAAAUUUGAAUUUUCCGAUGAAAUUUCAUGUUUGAUGCGCCCAUCGAUGAAAAAGUAUGAAACACAGGUCGUUCUGUAUCCAUUUAUUGACGUUUUGAAUGCAUCUUCAGCAAUAGAAGGCUCCAUUAAUAGAACUUUUAUGUCUUGCAUCUUAAACCUUACAAGCAAGAAGGACGAAAUGAGACAAUUCUUUAAAAGGAAUUUAGAAGAAUAUCUCAACGAGAAGAUACAUUUAGAUCCCUCCAAUCCAUCCGAUUUAAAAAGGAAUGUGUUUGAAUUUAUGCACCAAUUAUUCAUUGAAAAAGCACAUGGAAAACAGAUUCGAUCCAAGAUUUCCAUGUGUGGCCUCAGAAAUUGA
Molecule: messenger RNA, 1059 nt
Organism: Naegleria fowleri
Lineage: Eukaryota; Heterolobosea; Eutetramitea; Acrasida; Naegleriidae
Exons: 1
Coding region: 1-1059 (352 amino acids)
Biological process (GO): siRNA processing
Cellular component (GO): nuclear RNA-directed RNA polymerase complex
Molecular function (GO): RNA-directed RNA polymerase activity
Source: RefSeq, a predicted model, not a curated record